Molecule: messenger RNA, 3803 nt
Organism: Myripristis murdjan (pinecone soldierfish)
Lineage: Eukaryota; Metazoa; Chordata; Actinopteri; Holocentriformes; Holocentridae
Gene: taf3
Product: TAF3 RNA polymerase II, TATA box binding protein (TBP)-associated facto
Exons: 7
Coding region: 202-3006 (934 amino acids)
Biological process (GO): positive regulation of transcription by RNA polymerase II
Cellular component (GO): transcription factor TFIID complex
Molecular function (GO): transcription factor binding; p53 binding; protein heterodimerization activity
Source: RefSeq, a predicted model, not a curated record
CAAAACUUUGGGGAUGGGUCUGUCGAUGGAAUCAAGAUGGCGACUCUGGCGAAAGCGCCAAUAUAUUUACUAAAGUAGAUGUCCGAAUUUAGCAACCAUACCGUGUUUUCUCAGGCCCCUCGCGGGUUUCAUGAAACAUGAAGACCGGCAGCAUGUUUUGGAUAGGGGAUUGACCGGAAUAGACCGCAACAAGUCAGCGAGAUGUGCGAGAGCUAUGCCCGCUCGCUGCUGCGUGUUUCGGUGGCGCAGAUCUGCCAGGCACUGGGCUGGGAUGCGGUUCAGCUCACUGCCUGCGAUCUGUUGUCCGAUGUCCUGCAUCGAUAUAUCCAGCAGUUGGCCAGGGGCUGCCAUCGUUAUUCCGAGCUUUAUGGACGUACAGAUCCAGUGUUGGAUGAUGUCAGUCAGGCCUUCAGGCUGCUGGGGGUGAGUUUGAGUGAACUGGAGGACUAUGUCCACAACCUGGAGCCUGUGGGCUUUGCCCAUCAGACACCGCUCUUCCCCGUCAGCAAAAACAACGUCCUGCAGUUCCCCCAGCCUGGAGCCCGAGAUGCAGAGGAGAGGAAGGAAUACAUUCCAGAUUACCUGCCACCUCUGGUCUCCUUACAAGAGGAAGAGGAGGAGGAAGAGGUUCCUGCUGCCAUGGGCACCUCAGCUGAAGCUAUGCAAGUGCCACUAGAUGAGGAUGAGGAGGAAGUUGAGGAAGAUGAAGCAGUCAAUGAUGAGAACCACCCACUGAAGCGGCACUUGGACAGUCCUGAUGCAGCUAUGGGCAUGAUGCCCACUUCCAAGAGACCCCGCAUGCAUCCUGGCCUCAGCCCAGAAUGGGGGGUUGAGCCCAGGGAACCCCUCACGUCCCUCAACCCACAGCGUGUUCCUCCAGGCAUGCUGCCUUCUCAUGACAGCCUCGGCUCCCUGUCCCCUGAAACACCCACUGGAACCCCGUCCUCCUUCAGACCGCAGCCAGUUGUACCGAGACACUCUGAUCAUAAGUCCCAUGGAACUCAAGGAAGAAAGCCUAAGGUCUCAUCCCCUGGCAGACCACGGACUAAGUCCCCUAAAGGGGUCAUUGCUGGACCUGUGGGUGGCAGUCCCAUCCGUUCUCCAAAAUCUUCUAAGGAGAGGAAGAAAUCCCCAGGCAGGACCAAGAGUCCAAAAAGCCCCAAGAGCCCAAAGACGGGUUCUGCCAAAGCAUCUCAACCUCAGAGCAAGACAGAUAGUUUGCAUAAGCUUCCUCUGUCGACGCUGAGCGAGAGGAUGGGUAAAGAGAACAUCCACAUGCGUCAGAGUAUGGAGGACCGGGAGAUAGCUGAAGCACACUUCAGGAAACUAGAGCCUGACAACACGGCCAUUGAUGACUCUAUUGAUGCUGUGAUUGCCAGAGCAUGUGCUGAGCGGGAGCCUGACCCUUUUGCUUUCUCGUCAGGCUCUGAAUCAGAGAGCAAUGGGUUCUCCAGCCCUAGAAGACUCACCAUCAUGGAGCAGCCUACGCCUAAAAUCCCGAUUGGAACCAACAGCUCUGUGAAAGACACGUCACUGCUACACAUGAAUGCAGGCCCAGGAAACUGGACUAUGGAUGACUCAAUCAAUGAAGUGAUUCGGAAGGUCAAUCAGGGCGGUCCAUCAGUCCCCUCUCAAAACCAAGGACAGUACAUGUCAUCAGGAUCAGCCUCGCCACCUACUCCUGAACCCCUGCUUAAGGCUUUUGAGGAGAAGAAUAAGACGGUCUCGACAGUAGACAUAAAAAAAAAGUUGAAGAAGGAGCUUAAAACAAAAAUGAAGAAGAAGGAAAAAGACAAGCCAAAAGAUAAAGACCGGGACAAAGAUAAGAGCAAGGGGAAAGAAAAGAAUAAGGAUAAGAACAGGGAUAAGAACAAGGAGUUUUCCAAGGAAGGAAAGAUGCCCUGGAAGGAGUACGGAAGUAAGGAUGAUGAUCACUUCCGUCCGCGAGACUUUCCUGUGCCUGAGGCUUCCAUUAAAAUUAAGAACAGAGAUGGAGAUGGCUCCAGGAAGGAGAAGGAGAAACACAAAGAUAAAAAGAAGGAUAAAGAAAAGAGUAAAAAAGACAAAGAUAAGCGGGACAAGGGUAAAGACAGGAGUAAGGACGACAGGCAGAAACUAUCUGCGUUGACCCCCUUUGGUUUGGGCGAAGUCCAGCCACUGUUCAGCCCCUCCGCUUGCUUACGGAUACCCUCCAUGCUGCCUCCUCUGCCCCCAAUCCUCCCGGAUAAAGAAGUCAAGACUAAGGAGAAGGACAAGAAGAAAGACAAGAAGGAGAAGAAGAAAAAGAAAGAAAAGGAGAAGGAAAAGGAGCGAGAAAAGGCCAAAGAAAAGGAGAGGGAGAAAGAAGAAAAGAGGAAAGAGAAGGAGAGGGAAAAAGAAAAGCGAGAAAAGGAGAAAGAGAAAGAAAAAGAGAGAAUUCGAUUAGAGAAGGUGAAAGUAGAGACCCCAUCAGCUGUGCCAUCUCCAGUCAUCCCCAGACUGACUCUCAGAGUGGGAGCUGGCCAGGACAAAAUUGUUAUCAGCAAGGUGGUCCCAAAUACAGAGCCCAAAACACCAGUGCCCAAGACUCCUGCUUCCAAAUCUACACCUGGAAAUCGCCCUCGGACACCCCCGCCACCUCCACUUCUCUCGCCCAUUGCACCCUCUCUGGCCCCUCCUGCCUCACCUCUUCCCCCUGCUGCCACGCCUUCAUCGAUGCUUUCCCCUACCUCUAUGCUCACCUCAGCCAGCUCCCUCAGAACGCCAGUACGCAGCGUCGUAACUGAGACCGUCAGCACCUAUGUGAUCCGAGAUGAAUGGGGAAACCAGAUCUGGAUCUGUCCCGGAUGCAACAAGCCUGAUGACGGCAGUCCCAUGAUAGGAUGUGAUGACUGUGAUGAUUGGUACCAUUGGCCUUGUGUUGGGAUCCUUACAGCCCCUCCUGAGGACCAGCAGUGGUUCUGUGUUAAAUGUGCCAGCAAAAAGAAGGACAAAAAACACAAGAAAAGAAAACACAAACUGCAUUGAGACUAUGCAAAAAGCACAUAUUUUGGACAUUUUUGGACUUGCAUUAAGCCAUCGUGGAACACUGCGACUGCUGUAAAAGGAAAAAAAAGAAGUUCAACUUGUGGCAAAUAUUCACUUAUAUGAUUUUUUCCUUUGUUUUGAAUGAAAUCAGCCAUGAUAAGAUUGUGACUUCAUUUAAGAAAAAAAAAAAGGAUUUAACCAGCACAGAUCCAACUUGAGUUAUUCUGUGGGCUCCACGGUCCUGUUUCUAUCUGCAAAUGGUUUCCUUGAGACUUCUGUUGAUUUCUUAGUCGAGCCUUCCCAAAUGUGAGGAUAAAAUUAGGCAGCCUGGAAAUCUUGGCUCUGAAAGAUUAGAGCUCAGCCUUGUCACAGGAUAGCAACACAGAGAAGAGAACAACCCACAUCCAUAGUCAUUUCUGCUCCAUUAUUGCCACAGAAUCAGUGACAGACAUCUGUUGACCUGUUCCUGGUUUUCUGCAGUAUCACUGAAAUGUCUUGUAUAUUAAGAUGAUGGCUUUGUCUGUGUAUAAAUGUGUAAAUACCAACUUCCAAGCCAAGUGCAUUUUGUUCUUAGGAUUCUAACUUGUUAAAUCCAUUUUCAAUAUAUUGGUUUUUAACCUGAAUGAUUUUCUGUAAUUUCUGUACAUUUUUUUAAAUUGAAAUUUGUAUUUUUAUUUUUCUUCAUAUGGAUUUGUCCUGGAGUUAUACUGUAGCUGUGCUUGUAAUGUAAUUCAUUUCGUUGAUAUUUCAAUAUUAAAGCUGAACAGUCUGGAUAUUCACAGACUUAAAAACAUAAA